Molecule: messenger RNA, 3195 nt
Organism: Melanotaenia boesemani (Boeseman's rainbowfish)
Lineage: Eukaryota; Metazoa; Chordata; Actinopteri; Atheriniformes; Melanotaeniidae
Gene: asmtl
Product: acetylserotonin O-methyltransferase-like
Exons: 15
Coding region: 122-2182 (686 amino acids)
Molecular function (GO): O-methyltransferase activity; nucleoside triphosphate diphosphatase activity
Source: RefSeq, a predicted model, not a curated record
UCCGCUUCCUGAGUGUGACGUCAUCACGCAUGCUCCAUUACGCAGCUAGUCUUGGCAAACUGCUAACGCUGUCACUACUGUUUCCUCUUGACUUGUGCAGGAGUUAGAUGUGAAGGCCACCAUGGUGUUGAACCCAGUCAUUUCUAAGCUUGCUGGUAAACUGGUUGUGCUGGCCAGUGCCUCCCCUAGAAGACUGGAAAUACUUCGCAAUGUGGGUUUGCGCUUUGAGGUUGUACCAUCAUGGUUUAAAGAAACCCUUGAUAAAGGACUUUUCAAAGCACCUCAUGAGUAUGCUGUUGAGACGGCCAAGCAGAAGGCCCUGGAAGUGGCCAGGAGGAUGCCAUUUAAACACCUAAAGACUCCAGACAUAGUAAUUGGAGCAGACACAAUUGUGACUGUAGAUGGCAUGAUUUUGGAGAAGCCGGUGGACAAACGUGAUGCGUACAGGAUGCUGUCGAGGCUGAGUGGUAAAGAGCACAGCGUCUUCACUGGUGUUGCUAUUGUCCUCUGCCAUGAGAAAGAAAAUGAAGAAGUGGAUUACCAGUUGAUAGACUUCUAUGAAGAAACAAAGGUGAAGUUUGCUGAUCUGUCUGAAGAUAUGCUGUGGGAGUACAUCAAUAGUGGUGAACCCAUGGACAAGGCUGGCGGCUAUGGUAUUCAAGCUCUGGGUGGCAUGUUGGUAGAGUACGUUCAUGGAGACUUCCUCAAUGUGGUUGGUUUUCCCCUCAACCACUUCUGCAAACAACUUGAUGUUAUUUACAACAACAUCUCAUCUGUUUCCGGCGAAAAGAGUGAGUGUGUAGAUCAGAUCCACAAUGGCAGUCAUGGCACCUCAGUACUCGCCCCGCCGCCACACACCUCACAGUCCAGCUACAGCUGUGAGGCCGAACACAGCUCCUCAUCCAUUCCCAGACCAAAUAACCCUUCAGCCAGUCAAACACACCACAGCCAGCACAGCCCUUCAGACAGUCCAGCCCAUAAGGUAAAAAGAAAAGGUAAUGAAAGUGAAUUAGGUGAAAGUUCCUGGACGUUGGUCAACAGCUUGUCUAAACACGAUGACAAAGAGGCCAAUCUCCAUGACUCUGAGAGUGUAACAUCACCACUGAUAAGAAGUACAGGACAGGUGACUGAGCUCAAUGUGGGAGUGCAUGAAGACGAUGAACCUCGGAAAGAAGACGUGAAGCGAAUCUGUGAAUUGAUUGAUGGGUUCAAAGCCUCAAAGGCACUUUUUACAGCAUCCAAGCUGUGUGUGUUUGACCUGCUGCACAGCAAGUCUGGGCUGGAUGCAGCACAGGUGGCCCAGCAGAUCAAAGCUUCUGUUAAGGGGACUGAAUGCUUGUUGGAGGCUUGUGUGUCUCUGGGACUGCUGAAGACCAAAGAGAGAGCAUGUUCAAGGCCCGUGUACGAGAACACAGAUCUGUCCACACGUUUGUUGAGGUCAGAUGCUCCAUUUUCGCUGCAUGGAUACAUUCAGCACUGCAAUGACACACUGUGGCCCCUUUUCUCUCACACCGAGAGCGCAGUGCAGGAGGGAACCAGCCAACGCGAGAAGGCCAAGAAAUUCAAAGAUAUCUGUCAGGAUACUGUCUGUGACAGUCAAGAAGUCAAUCUGAGAUUCAUGAAAGCCAUGCACAGCUUUGCUAGAGUCACAGCAAAAGCUGUGGCAACAGCCUUUGACCUCUCUAGUUAUAAAAUAGCCUGUGACCUUGGUGGAUGCACUGGUGCCAUGGCGUAUGAGUUUACUAAAGCUCAUUCUGGACUGUCAGUAACAGUGUUUGACUUGCCUGCUGUUGUGGAGCUCAGUGAAUAUUUUCAUCUGCGGCAAGCAGACCACAGGGUGUCGUUUGUGGCAGGAGACUUUUUGAAAGACACAUUACCCAAAGCAGACUUAUACAUCCUCGCAAGAAUUCUUCAUGAUUUGACUGAUGAGAAACUGCAUAUUCUGCUGAGUAAAAUUGCAAGUGCAUGCACACCAGGCUGCGGUCUCCUGCUGAGUGAGAUCUUUCUGGACGAAGACAGAAACGGUCCGAGUCGUGGGCUCCUGCAGGCCCUCAGCAUGAGCGAGGGGAAACAGAGAAGUGCAACAGAGUACAUUCAGCUUUUGAAGAGCCACGGUUUCAUUACAGCACAUGUCAGACACACAAACAACCUCCUGGAUGCAAUGCUCUGCAUCAAAGCAUGACUGAUAACAUCAUUAACCACGAUACAUAGAAGGUCUUGUAAUAUACUUUAUACUGUAUGUUGUAGGCAAAGCUGACUAAGAUGAAAGACUGAGAAAAACAACACUUUUAUAUGUACUUCUGUAAAACAGCACAAACUCUCAAAAGUAUAAUUGCUUUUGCAUUAACUUUUUUGUUAAUGUUAAAACACGUUUUAGCUUAAAAAAUUCAUAGUUGAAUCAUAAAAUCUGCUUUAUUGUAAAGAUUAUGUCCAUUGAACACUAAUCUGCUCUAUAACCCUGAAUAAUAUGAACAAACUACACCGACACGUCCUUCAGUGAUGUUUUUAUAGUUCCAUUAAAAUAACACAUCUUGAUUAAGUUUGCUAAUCUGCAUUGUUUUUAUUCAUUUUAAUGUUUUAUUAGGGUUUUGUUCAGUUUAAUUGACUCUGUGAAGAAAUAAGUACAAAAUUUUGUGGCAUGAAUUUAAAAGAAAGAGAAAAAUAAUGACCAAAAUCUUCUUCCAAUAAGCCUUACGAUGGACUGGCAACCUGUGCACGGCCUCUCGCAGUCACUGGGACAGUCCAUUAUAAAAAUGAUCACUGCCAUUUUACAUGUUAAGUUUGAUGAUGUGCCAGUCUUUCAAAUCUAAUUUUUUUUUUUUAUUGUGUAUUUUGGAUUAUUUUCAGUUUCUUUCACAGGAGAGAUUUUGUCCAAUGAUCACUUAAAUCAAGAGGCAAAUGUGUUCGCAUCGGCAAUCAGUUAACAUUAUUUUAAAAUAUGGAUUUUACUGAAAUCAACAAAAAUCCAAUGUUGUGCAACUCAAGAAUUAACUGACAGGAAAGCUGCUAUAGAUGCGUAAAAGCUCUAAAGUUUUUUUUUUUCUUUUUACUGAAUAGUUUUUAAAUCACAAAUGGUCUGUCUGGUUUGCCAUUUGUAGUGUAAUUAAAACAGUAGUAAAAAAAAAAAAAAAAAAAUAUUUCCUCAAGCACCGUACUGAAGCAGUUUUGAGCUGCUUUUAUGUGAGUACUCCGACA